UUACCCAUUUUCCUUUCUUUGGUUUAGGAAGGGGUGGAAAACAAUUUUUCCAAGGGUAAAAUUUCAUCUUUAAUGAUGGAAAACAUUUUCCUUUACAAAAUAAGGGAAGCCACAUUUUCCUCUCUCCACCAGUUCUCCUUACCUCCUUUUUUUACUCCUCUCUCAUUCAUGCUUACAUUUCCAAUCCUAUUUUUUAUUGUUGUUGAACUUUUUUUUUUUAUGCAACUAAGCAUAGGAAAACUAAUUUGUAAUUGUGUUUUUCCUUGAUAAUAUGUUUUCCAUGAAAACUAAUUUUCCAUUGAAAAUGUUUUACAUUAAACUAAACUGGGCCUAACCGCAGUAAGUAAAAUCGCCGAAAAUAAAUUGCUUAUCAAAGUACGAGAUCCCAACACAUGUUAGAGUAGAAAUGAUAGUCUUUCGCAGAAUCAGAACUUCCCAAAAUGUAAUUCCAUCAACAAUUUUUAGCUCACUAUUCAACCAAAGAUUAAUACAUAGAAAUGCUUCAUCAACCCCAUUAUCAUCUUUGUGUUCAUCAAAUCAAUCUUCCUGCAUACAAAAACUGUUUCACAAAGAUUGGUUAUCUCCAAAUGAAGUUGUUAAAAUCUUCACUUCAUAAGGACCCGAUUCAGUUCUUCCUAUGUUAGAUCACAUUUCAAAGCGCAAAGAUUACAAACCUAAUGAAUCCCUUUUCAAUGUGAUCAACAACAAGCUUGGUGGAGCAAAAAAAUUUGAAGCAAUUGAUGAUAUUUUGAAGGGGAUUAAAACCCAGAAAAAUUUCCGCAUAUCUGAUGAGUUUUUCUAUAAUGUGAUCAAGAUUUAUGGUAAUUUGGGUGGUUUAGAUAAAAGGGUAAUCGAAAUUCUUUUCGAUAUGCCUGAGUAUAAUUGUUGGCCUUCGACGAAAACCUUCAAUUUUGUGCUGAAUUUUUUGGUAAUUUCGAAGAAAUUUGAUGUGAUUUAUGAGGUUUUUCUAGGUGCUACUAAGCUUGGGGUUGAGAUUGAUGCUUGUAGUCUUAAUAUUUUGAUUAAGGGGUUGUGUAAAUGUGGACAAUUAGAGGAUGCCUACCAAGUGCUCGACGAAUUUCCCAAACAAGGGUGCAAACCAAAUAAGGUGACUUAUUCUACUAUAAUGCAUUGUAUGUGUGAAAAGGGUAUGGUAGAUGAGGCAUUUGGGUUGAUUAAUAGGAUGGAGAAAGAAGGGGUUUCACCGGAUGCUGUAACGUUUAACAUAUUGGUUUCGGGUUUGCGGAAACAAGGGAGGAUUGAGGAAGCAAUGGAGCUAUUAGAUAGAAUGAGGCUCAUGGGUUGUGAUCCUAAUAAAGGGACUUAUCAGGAGGUUUUGUAUGGACUGAUCAAGUCUAAGAAAUUUGUUGAUGCCAAAAACUUUGUGUAUAAGAUGAGGUCUAAGAGCUUGAUUCCGAGCUUUUUGUCUUACAAGUUGUUGGUGUUGGGACUUUGUGAAGAGAAUUUGCUUGGAGAUGUGGAAAGUGUGUUGAAGAGUAUGGUUUCGGUCGGAUUCGUGCCCAGGAUGGGAAUGUGGAGAACUGUUCUUGGAAAGAAUUUCCCAAGGCAUGAUGCCCCUGUGGCUGUAUCUUUCAGUGAAAUUGUAAAAGAUUAGCAAUUUGAAUUCGAAAUUUGGAAACUGAACCAUUUUCACUGAGCUAGGGAACUAGCUAGGGCAAUCAGAGGCGAAGUUGGAACAGCUAACAAUCAUGAGAAUUAGGAAUGUAGUAGUCUGAUUAAUGAUCAAGAAUUAAAUGAUCAUCAACCAUAUUCUGAAUGCUGGAAAUCUUGAACUUCUUUUUGUUAUGCCAUCAUGCAUUAGAUCGUUAUAAGUUGUAACAUUUGCUAACUUAAAUAUAUUUCAUAUCAUGACCCCGAAGAUUGUUUAAAUGCUUUUGUGUGGAACAUGAAUCCUGCCCUUGAAAUUACAUUACUUAAAGAUUAACAUUCUCAUUUGCUAAACAGUCCAAGAUUAAAAAGACAGAGUAGUACAAAUGUACAUGGUUUGUAUUUUUGUAAUGAACACUAAUUCUAUA
Chenopodium quinoa (quinoa) is the source of this 2036-nucleotide messenger RNA. RefSeq names its product pentatricopeptide repeat-containing protein At3g14580, mitochondrial-like. Gene Ontology annotation, molecular function: protein binding. Lineage: Eukaryota; Viridiplantae; Streptophyta; Magnoliopsida; Caryophyllales; Amaranthaceae. The transcript has a single exon. The record is from RefSeq and is a predicted model, not a curated record. The coding region runs from base 638 to 1615 and encodes 325 amino acids.